Molecule: messenger RNA, 471 nt
Organism: Rotaria socialis
Lineage: Eukaryota; Metazoa; Rotifera; Eurotatoria; Philodinida; Philodinidae
Source: the annotation of a GenBank genome assembly
AUGGAUGGCGUUUAUUUGCCUAAUGGUCGUCAACUUGCAUUAAUUGAUCGUGAGUGGAUUCUUGACGAAUUACCUCAUUUAGGCAAUCCUGACGAUAAUUCUGACGCCAAUUAUUUACUUGCAUCGGCAGCAGCCGCUAAUUGUAGUACUCGCAUAGCAACAGGUAGUUCACUGGGCCGAACGACAUCAACGAUUGGAACCGGUAGUGGUUCAUCACACGGAACAACUCAUACCGUUAGUGCAACUAACAGAACUAUUGAUAGUACAGGAGCUGUUGGUAGUACAGGAGUAAAUCAUCACGCAACAGAAAUUAACCACAACAAUAGCGUAUCGUAUAAUCCAGACGAAUUUGAAAGUGAUUUGACAUUGCUGUCGGAAAUUGUUGACGAAACACAAAAUAAGUGGUCUGAUUUUGGUCUUAAUCAAUUGCUUACAUCCUAUGCGCGUUCCAAUCAACCAACAUUCAAAUAA